AUGGACGUGGCGAACCAGGUGCGCGUGGUGUUCACGGAGCGGGAUAGGCUGCCGCCGCUCGCCAUGGUGGACCAGAGCGUGCCCGAUAGGCUCUUCUGGCUCGCACUCGAAAGGGGCAUUAUAGUCCGCGGCUGUCCCUGGUCGGCGGAGUCGGUGCGCGAGGAUAUGCGGCGGCACUGCGAGGCCUGGUGCCGUAGAGUUGUCGACUACGACGAGCACCUGGAUUCGUCUCGACUCCCGGAAGACCGGCGCGCCAUAGGUCACUACCGGCAGAUCGAGGCCGUCUACGCCGCCAGGGCUGCGGCGGCGGCGAGGGUGGCUACGGAGGCAUCGGCGGCCGUCGACGCGGCCGAUGCGCGUUAUAGGGCCAGGGGUGACGCGUGGGAUUCCGAUGGCACCGAGUAG
Messenger RNA from Purpureocillium takamizusanense, 405 nucleotides. RefSeq lists its product as uncharacterized. The record is from RefSeq and is a predicted model, not a curated record. The transcript has a single exon. Lineage: Eukaryota; Fungi; Ascomycota; Sordariomycetes; Hypocreales; Ophiocordycipitaceae. The coding region runs from base 1 to 405 and encodes 134 amino acids.